AUGCCCUCGCUACAAUGGCGCGAAGAACAUGAGCUGGACUCAUUGGACACCACGACUGGAGCAAGCAGUGGAGAGAUGGGAUCAGCUGGUGAAGAGACGAUGGAGCAGGGCCGUCUGCUAGACGAGGAGGAUGAUCAUGAUGCCGGACAUGAGAUCGAUGCACAAAAGGAUCAAGAAUACGAGGAGCGUCUAAACAGGCAGACUGUCCGCAAACUCGACUUCAUCCUACUCCCCUUCCUCGCCCUGCUCUUCCUCCUCAACAGCCUUGACAAGUCCAACAUUGGCAACGCCGAGACUGCAGGCUUCACUCACGACGCGAAUCUCUCUCCCGGCGACCUCAACGUCUCCCUCGCCUUCUUCUUCGCUUUCUUCGUUGCUCUCCAACCUGUGGGCGCGGCACUGGGACGCAAAUAUGGCAUGGCACGCUGGGUCCCCGCAUGUAUGAGCCUGUGGGGCUUGUGUACGAUCUUACACAUUUGGGUCCGGAGUCGGUGGCAAUUGAUCCUGCUUAGGGUGUUGAUCGCGUGUCUGGAGGCUGGGUUUUAUCCUACGACUGUGUCUUAUUUGAGUCUGUUCUAUACUCGGUUCGAAUUUGCGGUGAGGUUGGGCUUCUAUUAUGGGCAGACGGCUGUGGCGGGUGUAUUGGGUGGGGUGUUGAGUUGGGCGGUGUUUAGUCGCUUUGAGAGGCAUCAUCAGGGCCCACAGCUUCGUCAGGCGGAAGUCGACCAGGGGGGCUGGAAGUCAUGGGAGGUCUUGUUCGUGAUCGAGGGCUGCACGACUAUGGUGAUUGCUUUGCUCGGCUUCUUUUGGCUGCCGCAUAGCGCUGAUACUGCGUGGUUUUUUACGCCCUCCGAGAGAAUAUGGGCUGAGCAGCGCAUUCGGCUGGACCGAGACAAUGUCACGGCCGCGCAGAAGACUCGCGCAAGUACUGCCCUCCAUAAUAGUAUGCUGGAGGACAGCGAAGCUCAGGCCCAGGCCGGUGCCAAGGACGGCGAUGAGGAGGAUGCUGAUGCUGGACACGAGGCUCACCACCGCCUUCUUGGCGACGACACAAACACCGAACCUAUGCGAAGACGAAAGAUGUCUACCGUGUCGGCCAUUUCAGUGACAGCAGACACAGGUCUGAGUCGUUACGAUGUGCUUUCUGCCAUCUUCUCCUACAAAAUAUGGCACCUCCUAAUCUGCAACAUCCUCUCCGCCAUCCCAGCAACAGCCUUUGGUGUCUUCCUGCCACUAGUCAUCAAACAGCUCUCACCCACCCUCAAUCUUAGCCCAGCCGCCUCGAACCUCCUAGCCGCACCACCCUUCGCCUUCGGCGCCGUGGUACUCUUCGUCUUCACCUACUGGAGCGACAGGACUCACCAGCGCCUCAUACCCAUCUUCUGGGGUCUAGGACUACUCCUCAUCGGCUUGACCCUGACUGUUAUGACGCCCCGCUCAAAUUACAUCCUCCGCUAUAUAAGCCUCUGCAUCCUGCUUUCCGGCUCCUUCAUCGCCUCGCCCCUAACAGUAGCAUGGCUCACGAACAACACACCCGAACCCGGUAAACGAGCAAUCUUGCUCGGGGUUAAUGGCUGGGGUAAUCUAGCUGGCGUUUUCAGUGCUCUGCUCUUCCGACCUGGAGAUGAGGCGAACGGGUAUAUCAAGCCUUUCACAUGGACCCUGGUUUGUGUCAUGGCGAGUUUUGUGGGGUUCAUCGCUUUUUGGGUUCUGUUGGUCAGGGAGAAUAAGUUCAGGGAGGAUGUUUGUGCCUCCUGGAGUGAGCGGGAGAGGGCAAAGGAGGAGCUUUUCGGGGAUGUGGAGGUAAAGAGUGCCAGUGGUUUGUUGAAGAUGAUUGGUAUAGGUAAGCUGUUGGGGUGGCUAGGCUAUGAGGGUGGUAGAAGGGGUGAUGAGAAGAUGACAUUUAGAAUCAUUGCUGCUAAGUAG
This is a messenger RNA of Recurvomyces mirabilis, 1926 nucleotides long. RefSeq lists its product as uncharacterized. Bases 1 to 1926 code for a protein of 641 amino acids. The transcript is spliced from 2 exons. NCBI's taxonomy places the organism in Eukaryota, Fungi, Ascomycota, Dothideomycetes, Mycosphaerellales, Teratosphaeriaceae. Gene Ontology annotation, biological process: transmembrane transport. Gene Ontology annotation, cellular component: membrane. Gene Ontology annotation, molecular function: transmembrane transporter activity. The record is from RefSeq and is a predicted model, not a curated record.